AUGAGGGCAUUACACACGCCAUUUCUAUUACUGACAACGGCCUUCUGCCUGGUCAAUGGAUCGCCACCUCGAAUACCGCCAGCCUACGCAGCAAAUGGCUCCCGAAAUUUGACCUGGCAGGUCUCGGCCACUGGCAGCACACAACGCUUCCGCGGUCUAUCGCCCGUUUCGGGUGAUAUUGCCUGGAUUGCUGGAACCAAUGGCACAAUAUUGGUCACUCUCAACGCGGGUCAGACCUGGGACUCGGUUGGCCCCGCACUGGCUCCAGAGGACGCAGAGCUCCAGUUUCGCGACAUACAGGCGUGGUCGGCGACCGAGGCGAUUGCGCUGUCCAUUAGCGAGGGCAAUCAAUCUCGCAUCUACUCGACCCGAGAUGGAGGAGAGACGUGGGCGGUGCCAUUUGUCAAUGAUGACGCUGCAGCCUUUUACGACUGUCUGGCAUUCGAUACCCCGCAGCACGGUCUGGCCAUGAGCGAUCCCGUCGACGGCAAAUUCAGGCUUCUGGAGACGCUGGAUGCAGGUCAAUCUUGGGCUAUCGUCGAUGACAGCGGCAUGCCAGAAGCAUUGGAUGGGGAGUUUGGUUUUGCUGGGAGCGGCACAUGUCUAUCAACGGCGGCUGGCAGGUGGUAUCUUGCCUCUGGGGGCGUCGAUCCCGGUAGAAUCUUUCGCAGCGUGGAUGGUCACUCUUGGGACGUGUCAAACAGCUCCAUUGCCGGAGGUGCUGCCGCCGGUGUGUUCUCGGUGGCCUUCAAGGAUGCGGUGCAUGGUAUCGCCGUUGGUGGCGACUACGAGAGCCCAAACAUCACAAACAAGAUCUCGGCAUGGUCCGAUGAUGGUGGGGCCACCUGGAUCUCGUCAGAAAAGUUUCCGGGUGGUUACCGCUCCGGAUCUAGUUGGGUCCCGGGCUUGUGCGGCGUGGCUGUUGCUGUUGGGCCAACUGGAUCCGAUGUCAGCUUUGAUAAAGGGAAAACUUGGAAGGGAUUCGAUUCUGGUUCAUUCGAUAGCGUCGAAUGUGUUGACGGACGUGUCUGCUGGGCAUCGGGUGAGGCAGGGAGGGUCGCUCGCCUAACUCUAUAG
Molecule: messenger RNA, 1077 nt
Organism: Pestalotiopsis fici W106-1
Lineage: Eukaryota; Fungi; Ascomycota; Sordariomycetes; Amphisphaeriales; Sporocadaceae
Exons: 1
Coding region: 1-1077 (358 amino acids)
Molecular function (GO): protein binding
Source: RefSeq, a predicted model, not a curated record